Messenger RNA from Harmonia axyridis, 3072 nucleotides. RefSeq names its product polycomb protein Sfmbt (gene Sfmbt). Gene Ontology annotation, molecular function: zinc ion binding. The record is from RefSeq and is a predicted model, not a curated record. Gene Ontology annotation, biological process: regulation of DNA-templated transcription; heterochromatin formation. Lineage: Eukaryota; Metazoa; Arthropoda; Insecta; Coleoptera; Coccinellidae. The transcript has 9 exons. Gene Ontology annotation, cellular component: nucleus. The coding region runs from base 173 to 2899 and encodes 908 amino acids.
GACUCAACGACUGACAGAUGCACUGAUUCUAUGGUUCAACAUUUUGUCCUCAAUAUUUGCUUGCUUUUGUGCUUGAAGCAAAGUGAUAAUAAUCAUAAACGAAAAACUACAUUUUUCUUUUAAAAUGAUAUUGAUUCCAUGAAUUUUUAGGCAAUAAAUACCUCUUAGAAAAAUGAAUGUUUAUACAAUGCCCGGUGUAUCCGACAUGGGCAUGGUUUGGAUGGGGGCCGGUCAGGCUACUGGAGAUGUUCCUCUGGGACUCAUGGGUGGUGAACAUCAAGAUAUAUUAAUGGAUCAAGAUAAUCCUUAUUUCACACCUUCCCAUCACAGUAUGUCCAAUCAGUCCUUAGAAGAUAUGAAUAUAUCCCACACAGCUCAUAUGGUCGACGGAAUGGAUAAUUUAGAUAUGAUUCAUUAUAUUGACAUAAAGAAUGAUAGCAAUGAUUCAAGUUAUGCAGAUGAUGAUGGUUCACAACCUGUUUACAUUACGACAUCAACUCAGACAAUGUCAAGUUUUACACGAAAAAUUAAGCCUGUUAAACAUCCUGGACUUGUACUGAAGACUCCUAUUGCUUAUCAGAGCGAUACUGAUCCCUCCGUUAUUCCUAUUCAAAAGGAUGGUAUAGCUGUUUGUGAAAAGUGUGGUGCCAUAGGUGUUAAACAUGCAUUUUAUACUCGGGAAAGGAGGUUUUGUAGUAUGGCAUGUGCGAGAGGAUACAAUGGCUUAAUCAGUGAACCAAUGCCGCAACAACCUCAACAAGUGACACCAAAUUCACCAAAUGAGAACCAGCAAUAUGCAAAGUACAAAUUUUCUAUGCAGCAUGAAGACUAUUUUUCAGACUGCUAUCUUGACCAACAGUUACCUCAAAUAUUGCAAGCCCCAGAUUCUCCUAUGGCAGAAGAAAAUACCACCAUAGUCAGGAGAAAACCUGCCAGGAUGGCAAAUUCUUACGACUGGGAUUCUCAAUUGAAUGAUCAGUAUUUCAAUGCUGCUCCAGUUACUAGUUUCAAACAUGCACCAAUGUUUGAUAUGUGGGAAAAUAUCAUGGUGGGUAUGAAAGUAGAAGUGGAGAAUACAGAUUGCGAUAAUGCCUCAGAUGCCUUUCCUGAUUCUUUCUGGGUGGCCACGGUCAUUCGGAUUGUGGGAUAUAAAGCGCUUUUGAGGUACGAGGGUUUCGGCUCUAAUGACUCCAAAGAUUUCUGGGUUUCCUUAUGCUCUAACCAGGUUCAUCCAGUGGGAUGGUGUGCCACAAGGGGCAAACCUUUAAUACCUCCGAAAACCAUUGAAAACAAAUAUAGCGAUUGGAAGGACUUUUUGAGGAAAAGAUUGACUGGUGCAAGAACGCUGCCAUCUAAUUAUACACAUAAAGUGACAGAAAGUAUGAAGUCUAGGUUUGUUUCUGGAACCAAUCUCGAAGUUGUAGAUAAAAAUCGUAUAUCUCAGGUCAAAGUAGCAAUAAUCCAUAAAAUAGUAGGUAGGAGAUUGAAUGUUAGAUAUUAUGACAUGGCUGCUGAUGAUCCCGGCUUCUGGGCCCAUGAGGAUUCAUCUUUGUUGCAUCCAGUAGGAUGGGCUAAGAAGGUCGGACACCACCUUGUGGCCCCCCUCAACUACGUAGAGCGUAUCAACCAGGGCGUAUUCGAGGAUAACGACGCAACGGACGACCUCUUCACCCCCUUCCAGGCGGGUUCGGUGGUCCAUCCCUCCACGGUCGGAUUCUGCAUCGGCAUGAAACUGGAAGCCAUAGAUCCCCUAAACCUAUCCUCCAUCUGCGUGGCCACCGUGAUGAACGUGCUCAGAUGCGGCUACAUCAUGAUCCGCAUAGACAGCUAUGAAUCCGAUGCCACCGGAGCGGACUGGUUCUGUUACCACAUCAAAUCGCCCUGUAUAUUCCCCGCCGGUUUCUGCGACGAGAAAGGCAUCCCUCUGACGCCCCCCAAAGGCUAUGAGGCUGGAACCUUCGCCUGGAGUCGUUAUCUGGCCGAGACGGGGAACGUCCCCGCCACUCAGAGUUUGUUCAACCACUACGUACCCCUCCACGGUUUCGUGACUGGGAUGAAGAUCGAGGCGGCCGAUCUGAUGGAUCCGAGGCUGGUUUGUAUAGCGACCUUGGCCAAGGUCGUGGGCAGGCUGCUCAAGGUGCAUUUCGACGGCUGGGAGGAGGAGUACGACCAGUGGUUGGACUGCGAGAGUCCGGACAUAUAUCCGGUGGGUUGGUGUCAGAGCGUGGGGCACAAGUUGGAGGGACCGCCGGUGCCUUUGAAACCUGCGCAGGUCGUGACAAAGUCGAAUAAAGGUAUCAAAAAGAAAAAUCGGAAGAAGAAAACCAAAGAUCAAUCGAGUUCACCAAAAAGUAUUGCCUCAUCAGUGAAGAGCGUAAGAACUGAGAGGAGUAAUGAUCUGUCGAUCUCAGGAUUAAGGGAGGAACCAGAAUUAUCUUCUGUUUUUGAUGAUAACUCCGAACUGGAUACAGCCAAUGAAUCUAUAGGGCCCGAUCAGAGCCUACCAGCACAAUCAGAAGCGUCUCCACCUCCAGAAAGAAAAGUCACAUCCUAUGUGAAAAACUCAACGACUACUACCAGUCCGACAACUAUUCCUAGACUAAUUGACAAUUCGGGUGGCAAUUGUGAUCCAAGUGGCUUAAAUCCCAGUGAAUGGAACGUUUUCGAGGUAGCUCAAUUUUUGAGGGUAAACGAUUGUGCCAAUUAUUGUGAUGCAUUUAGUAAACAGAAAAUUGAUGGCAAAAUGAUGCUCAACUUGACAGAGAAAGAAAUAAUCGAAAUAACCGGUGGAAAAGUAGGUCCCUCGUUGAAAAUAUAUGAUCUCAUUCAGCAACUGAAAAUCAAAGUGAACCCAUCACAGUCUCGCCAAAUGAAAGCAAAUAUCAAAAAGUUUUUAUAGUGCCUAAUCUAUUCAUAUUCUAUUUAUAAUUAUACAAUGUAUAUAUGAUGACGAUACGUUAGUUCAUCUUUGAAAUUGUAUGUACUUGAAUAUCGUCAGAAUCCUACAGAUUGAUAUAGCUGUCGAAAAGAAGUAAUACUGCACCAAUAUUUGGUAAUAAAGUAUUGAAAAUA